UCCACUUAAUCCCGAUGCUGUUUUGAAGAAGUUGCCAGCAAGACGGCUCUAAGACAAUGUCAAGGAACAUAUUGAUAGUGCGUUAUUGCGGUAUUUGAAGCAGACUAGAUCAGCAGAUAUACUCAGCAAACCAAAAAGAUUCAAGAAGAUGUUACAAAUUACUCCUGGAAAAUCCGUCUUUUAUGAAGAAUUGUUCCCCAGCGAAAGCCAGAGCAAUGAAGAUGAAUCUUCAGAAGACGACAUGGUAUCAUUAUCUGACAGUGGAGAAGAGGAAACACCAAUGGAGGCACAACUUCAAGAUGACAAUCUUAGUGACACCUCAAAUAAUAAUGGAGAGGCUGCAGAACGGCAAAGCAAAAUUAUCAUUGGUAGUUUUGUCCUUGUACAGUUUGUCACGAAGAAAACGUGCAAACACUUUGUUGGUGAAGUCGUAAACAUUAUGGAAGACGAUCACAACGUCAAGUUUAUGCGAAAAUGUUUCAAAAAUGGAUUUGUUUUUCCCCAGGUCGAUGAUAUUUCCCUGGUGAAAGAACAGGACAUCAUAAAGCAUUUGGAAACUCCUUCGGUAAUGAGAAGAGGGAUUUAUCGCUUCCACUAUGAUUUGAGUAGCUAUCUGUAAAUUAGUACCUAAUAAGAUUAAGUUUCUACCUACCAAGGAAUCCUAUUUGUUUUUUAUUUAAGAAUGUUUUUUAGUUUGAUAAAAGAGUUAAUAUUUUGUUAUUUUUUUCUAAAUGAAGCAUUUUCCUUAGUUCUUGGCUGUUUUUUAAAUCAAAAUUUUUUUUUUACAAUUUCCCAGGCAAGUAGAAGGUUUUUAAAAACUUCUUUGGGGUGCAAAGCCUCCCUGAAGGCGUGUUUUACUGCGUUUCCAUCACAAACUCACCUUCGUGCAAAAUGACACUACUGGCGGGUGACUUUGCAUACGAUUUAAAAAAAUAAAAAAAUAUAGAUUUCAA
This is a messenger RNA of Ceutorhynchus assimilis (cabbage seed weevil), 953 nucleotides long. Lineage: Eukaryota; Metazoa; Arthropoda; Insecta; Coleoptera; Curculionidae. The record is from the annotation of a GenBank genome assembly.